CAAAAAGUUUAAACCACUAUUAUUCACUUCCAUAUAGAUAUACUCCAUAUCUUUUUUAAGCACUAUUUUAUUAACAACCAAUGGUAGAUCAAGAUGGGGUGUAGAGAGUAGGGGAGUGGGGUGGUGGUUGCAUAUAGCAUAUAGGGGAAAAAAAAAGCAAAAAGACAAACAUAAGGAAAAAAAGAAGAAAAAGUUAUAGUUGUGAUGACUUGAAAAUUAGUAUUUUUCUUUUCUAUGAUUUGUUGUAUUGUUGGGUUGAAAACAAUCAGUCUGUUCUGGCUAUAAACCAUCAUUGUCCACAUGUACAUGUGACUUUCUUUUACUUACUAGUACAAAAACCAAUUUAAAGUGUCAAUCUUUGAUCUUUUUUCAGUACUUUUAGAUUCAAGAAAGUUACUUAUCUUGUGUGUUUGGAUUUAUUGAGGCAAUUUGGAUUUGUGGGUUUUUGAGAAAAAUCAAGAAAGCUACUUUUUUUGUGUGUGUUUUUGGAUUUUGUUGAGGAGUUUGGGGUUGUGGGGUUUUGAGAAAAAUUCAAGAAAGCUACUUUUUUUGUGUGUGUGUUUGGAUUUAUUGAGGUGUUUUGGGUUGUGGGGUUUUGAGAAAAAUUCAAGAAUGUGGUGUUUUUUGUGUGUUUGGAUUUAUUGAGGAGUUUAAGGUUGUGGGGUUUUGAGAAAAAAUCAAGAAAGUUACUUUUUUUUGUGUGUUUUUGGAUUUAUUAAGGAGUUUGGAUUUGUGGGGUUUUGAGAAAUAUUCAAGACAGUGGUGUUUUAUGUGUGUUUGGAUUGAUUAAGGGGAAUUUGGAUUUGUGGGAUUUUGAGAAAGAUUCAAGAAAGUGGAGUUUUUUGUGUGUUUGGAUUUAUUAAGGGGAGUUUGGAUUUGUGGGAUUUUGAGAAAGAUUCAAGAAAGUUAGUUUUGUUGUGUGUUUGGAGUUAUUAAGGCAAUUUGGGGUUUUAUGUAGUUUUGAGAAAGAUUCAAGAAAGUGAUUUGUUUUUUGUAUGUUUGUUUUGUGGUAAAGUUUUGAACUUUUUUUGAUUUUGGUGUGGAAAAUCUUUUUUUUUUGUGGGGUUCAAGAAAAUGACUGUGGAAGAGAUUAGAGGGAAUAUGGGAGGUGGUGAUAAUUUCCCAAUUGGUAUGAGAGUUCUUGCUGUUGAUGAUAACCCUAUUUGUUUGAAGCUUUUGGAUAGUUUGCUCAGAAAAUGCCAGUAUCAAGUAACUACCACAAGUCAGGCAAGGAUGGCAUUGAAGAUGUUGAGGGAGAACAAAGAUAGAUUUGAUUUGGUAAUCAGUGAUGUUCACAUGCCUGACAUGGAUGGCUUUAAACUUCUUGAACUUGUUGGUCUUGAGAUGGAUCUUCCAGUCAUAAUGUUGUCUGCAAACAGCGAUACCAGGCUUGUAAUGAAGGGAAUCAGUCAUGGUGCUUGUGACUAUCUGGUGAAACCUGUGCGGAUCGAGGAGUUGAGGAAUAUAUGGCAACAUGUGAUCAGAAGAAAGAAGGUUGAGCCUAAGACCCAGAGCAAGUCUAAUAAUCAUGUCAAAUCUAAUCAUGAAAGUGGAGAAAGUGGUCGAGGGCAAUCACCAACCGGUAAUGCAGAUCAUAAUGGAAAAUGUAACAAGAAAAGGAAGGAUGAAGAAGAUGAGAAUGAUGAAAACGGAAAUGACAAUGAAGAUCCAACAACUCAAAAGAGAGCUCGUGUCGUUUGGUCCAUAGAGCUUCACAGGAAGUUUGUUGCAGCUGUCGGUCAGUUGGGCAUCGAAAAAGCUGUCCCAAAGAGGAUUCUUGACCUGAUGAAUGUUGACAGGCUUACGAGGGAAAAUGUGGCAAGCCAUCUCCAGAAGUAUAGGCUUUACUUGAAAAGGAUCAAUUCAGUACAAACUCAACAAGCCAACAUGGUUGCUGCAUUAGGGGGGAGGGACUAUGUGCGAAUGGGCUCACUGGAUGGGCUUGGAGAUUUUCGAACAUUGGGUGGAUCAGGACGAUAUACUCAUGCGGCCUUGUCAUCGUACAGUUCAGGGGGCAUGCUUGGCAGAUUGAAUAGUGCUGCUGGUCUAACCAUUCGCAACCUGACAGCAUCUCAACUGCUCCAACCUAGUCAUGGUCAAAAUUUGAGCAAUCCCGUUAAUGCUUUCACAAAGAUGGAACCAAACAUUCCACCUGCUAGCCAGAAUGCUAGUAUAUUUCAAGGCAUUCCUGCAUCAUUGGAGCUUGAUCAAUUGCAGAAGACUAAGUCCACGUCGCAUAUUCCUUUGGACGAGUCGAGGCUGCUUACAUCUGAUGUGCUCGGUUGCUCGAGUAACUCCUUAUCCAAUGUUCCAAAUAAUCCAAUGUUGCUUCAAGGGAAUCCCCUGCAGCCACUGACUGGGGGAGGAUUUGGAAAUCAGCACUCUCCAAACAUGACUCCGUUUAGCUCAGAUUCGUUCAAUACCGGUGUUAAUGGUUCUUCUAACUUUCUGGAACAUGGGCAAAAUUCCGUUCAGUUAUCGAAGUUCCAGUCGAGUUCUUUCCCAUUGACUCAAUCCUUCAUUAGCAGCCAUUUGCCUCAAGAUAGUUCAACGGAAACGACGACUCAUUUACAGAACAGCCCUCUUGAUUUUACUUUCCCCAACUCAGUCUCUCCUCCGUUUGAAGAUUCAAGGGGAGAAAUCCAAUACCGUCAAAAUAUGACUGGUGCUGUUCAGAGUAUGAAUCAAAUACCGUCUCAAUCAUGGGUCGACAAUAAACAACUUUAUUCCCACAACUCAAAUAAUACUCCCGGCAAUAACUUCAGCUCUCAGGUUCCCAACAAUGGUAGCAUGGCUUCUUUAAGCCACAAUAUGAACCAAAGCAACGAGAACUUCAGCAGAAGGACAGACAUGUCAUUGAUUGGUAGAUCGAAUGGAGGUUCUUCAACACUUGUGCAGCACAACGAGCAUGAAAAGUUGACCCCAGGUUCAAGGACAAGGUCAAAUGAAGAAUACCUCUUGGAGCCAACAAAGCAAGGCGUUCUUGGUUUUAGUCCACAAGGAUAUGACUCCCUGGAUGAUCUAAUGACUGCCAUGAAACGGGAGCAAGAUGGAGGCAUGUUAGCUGAAGGAACAAUAUGGAUUUGAUAAUUAAUUGACUAUGAAGUUUUCUGUUAGCUGUCAGCAAGAAGAAGAGGAUCUAGCUAGGUUGCAGCAAUACUAAUUUUCUCCUUUAGGAGUUAUAGUGUCAAUAUUUAGUAUUUUCGCAGGCUUUUAUCGCGCUUUCUGUUUCGUUAUUUUCUCCUGGAAAUGAUGUGUUGUUAUUGACAGUGCCAUUUCUAAAGCAAAUUGCUUGCUGCUUCUUA
Messenger RNA from Capsicum annuum, 3305 nucleotides. Its product is annotated as two-component response regulator ARR12. The coding region runs from base 1075 to 3087 and encodes 670 amino acids. The transcript is spliced from 6 exons. Gene Ontology annotation, molecular function: DNA-binding transcription factor activity; DNA binding. The record is from RefSeq and is a predicted model, not a curated record. Gene Ontology annotation, biological process: cytokinin-activated signaling pathway; phosphorelay signal transduction system. Lineage: Eukaryota; Viridiplantae; Streptophyta; Magnoliopsida; Solanales; Solanaceae.